CUUUAUCAAUUGUGUUUAUCUCGAUACGUAUAAAAAUGCGAAAAACGUGCUAUGCUAAAUUAGAAUAUAUGCCAGCCGGCGGUCCUCGUCCGCAUGUAUCUUGAAUCUUGAUGUAUCUCAUCAAAUCUCAACAGCUCGAGUUCUCGACUUCUCGAGCAGGUUAGAUUGGACAAUUAAACGGUAUUCGUGUUUACCGCCAGAUGGCUUUGCACUCUUCGGUGAAAGAUCCCUCUGCCCUGCCGACUGGAUUGAACAGUGCCCAAUCAGUGCCCUUUUCGAACACCGGGGAACACGUGAUCACUGGCCAAUCAAAGAAGAAGAAGAAGAAGAAGGGGAACACGUGUCACACGUGAGGUGAGGAACCUACUGAGGGUCGAGGGAUCAUAUCAGAUCGUAUUUACUAAAGCAGAAGAAGAGGAAAAUCAGUUUCACAGAUCACGAAAGAUUGUGUGAAAAAGAUUUUUAACCAUGGAUUCUUCAAGUUGGAGAGAUGUUACAUCUACACAGUCUGUUUGUGAAGAAACUUUUGUCAAGGAUUACACAGAAGCAGAAGCUGAGGAAUAUUUAAAGUUUAUGAAUAAUAGAGAAAGGGUUGAGAAUAGAAAGGAGUCUUGCAAGUUAGAUAUGACGUUCCAAGAAUUAGAAGACAAUAUGCAAAAACUCUAUAGGGACGAUCUGGCUAAAGUCUAUCGAGAGUGCAGUUUUACUUACAGUCCACAAUCUAAUAAUGAUCUAUCUGUUCUGGCCAUGAAGGAUAAAAUACUACCGAUAAUCGAGACAAAUUCUGUAGUCGUCAUUCGAGGACCAACUGGCUGUGGAAAAACCACUCAGAUUCCACAAUUUAUUCUCGAUGCUAAUAUCAAAAAGAGACUUAACUGCAAUAUUAUAGUUACGCAACCAAGACGAAUCGCCGCGAUAAGCAUUGCCAAAAGAGUGUGUCAUGAAGGAGGUUGGCGUCUUGGUACCCUCGUGGGCUACAAAGUGGGUAUGCAACAGGAAGUCUCACCUGAAACCCGUUUAACUUAUUGCACCACCGAAAUUCUCCUGCAACAUUUGAUUCACCAAAAGCAUUUGUUGGACUAUACGCACAUUAUAUUGGACGAAAUUCACGAACGCGAUCAAAAUUUGGAUUUUCUUUUACUUGUGGUUAAAAGAUUAUUACAAACAAAUUCCAGACAAGUUAAAGUUAUUCUCAUGUCGGCAACAAUCGACGUAACGAAAUUCGCGAGGUACUUUUCUACAAAAGUAGAAAAUAAUUUAAUUCCAGCGCCAGUUAUCAAGAUACCCGAGAAAAGAAAUUUUCAGAUUCGUACGUAUUAUUUGGACGAGAUAAACGAUAUAGGAAAUAUACCAGAAGUAUCUGUCAUGGAACCGAAAGUCACUCAAAGCAUGAUGAAGUUUUGCUCGCUUAUUAUCAAUGCUCUAGAUGAAAUUGAUAUGAAUGAUAACGAAGAAGACUCAACGCCGCCUCAGAGACAUGCCGUUCUCGUAUUUUUGCCAGGAAUUUAUGAAAUUGAGGAAUUAUAUGAUUACUUGUCGGUUUUCCAUGAAAAAUUAUGGGACCUAACAAUUUUGCAUUCAUUGAUUUCUGAUGAUAAUGAACAGCAUCGCGUUUUCCAAAAACCACCGCAAGGUUACAGACGCAUUAUACUCUCUACAAAUAUUGCUGAAAGCAGUAUUACGGUGCCAGAUGUAAAAUAUGUGAUAGACUUUUGUCUCGUAAAACUGCUGACAUUUAAUCCUGCAACUUAUUAUCAAAGUUUGCAACUUUGUUGGGCGAGUAAAACAAAUUGUACUCAACGAGCUGGUCGCACGGGUCGUGUAAUGGAUGGCAGAGUGUACAGAUUAGUACCAAAAGCAUUUUAUGAUAAUAUUUUAGAAGACCACAGUAUGCCAGAAAUGCUCCGUGCCCCACUCGCCAAUGUCGUUCUCCGCGCCAAAAUUCUUGACCUCGACGAGCCACGUAUCCUUCUUUCACAUUCCCUUGAUCCACCUACUCUCUCUAAUUUGGCAAAUACCAUCUUAAGCUUAAAAGAGGUCGGAGCUUUGGUAGACGAUGAUUCUUAUCAACUGUUUGACGGAAAGUUAACCGAUCUCGGCAAGAUAAUGGCACAUCUUCCGUUCGACAUUCGAAUUUCGAAAUUAAUCAUGUUGGGCCAUGUUUUUGGGGUUUUACGAGACGCUAUUAUUCUGGGGGCCAGCAUGGCUGUUAAAGAUGUUUUUUCUAUGGAGCAAUGCCAUCCUACCGUUUCCUCUUAUACGAUUCGAAAAAAAUGGGCUCACAAUUCUGAUAGCGACUGCAUUGCCACCUUAAAUGUUUAUAAGACGUGGCAAAAUGAAAAAGCUAACCGUCGAUUAAACACUCAUCAAGCCGAGAGACAAUGGGGCCAGAGAAAUGGACUUCAGAUAAAAGCCUUGCGUGAAUUAGAUGCUCUGGUGAACGAGAUCACCAUUAGGUUGCUGAGAUUGGGAAUUAAAGAAAGUAUAGGAGUUAAUAAAGUCAUUUGGCAAGGUGUAGAUCGCGAUUUUGUUCUUAAACUCGUACUUGCUGGAGCUUUCUAUCCCAAUUAUUUUGUCAAACGUUUGCAAAAUCAAGAAACUUAUGAAGAAAAUAUUUCAAUGACUCUCGGCAGUUUAGAUCCUAUGAAGACAGUUUAUUUAAGAGGUUGGCCAAUGAAACAACCUGGAUAUUUAUAUGCUAAGAAAUUUCAAGAGAUUUUUUCCAAACAUCUAAGAAUUCCAGAAAAACAAAUAGUAAUAUCUUUUAAUGCAUCGCGUGUUUACGUGCAAUUUCGCGAGAAAGAAACGGACAUUGACGACAGUCUUCAAAAUAUAUCGGAGUCUGUUUAUCAGGCCGUCAUGAUGAAACAAUGCAAUAUCCCGAUUGAAAUAAAGUUGUUGAAUGUAGAAGAAGCAAAUGAGAGGGCGAGACAUUAUGAUGUCCAUAAAUUCGAAAGGAAUUUUUUCUUUCGUAGAAAUGUUAGGAUGAUAGAGACCAACGUUUCUAAAAUCAGACCAACAUUGCCAGGACUUGAUGUAACUUUUAUACCUUUAUUUAUACAAACUAUUAUUAGCCCUGGAUAUUUCUGGGCAACUCUUGACGACGAUACCACUCGUUAUGAAAUGCGAGUUAUAGAAAAGAGUCUCAACAAACAUCCUUUGAAAAAAUUUCUCUCUAUCCCAAAAACCUUCACCAUAAUCGCUGCCCCUAUGGAAAAGAAUAACUUUUCGACUUUUCAUCGUGCCAUAAUUAAAGAAUUCAUCUCAGAAGUUGGAGAAUUGGUCGACAUUUUCUUUAUUGAUCACGGUCGUUUUUCCAGAGUACGAUUAAGUGAUCUAAGAGAAAUUAAUAAUUCUACAAUCUUAAAUAUUCCUCCCUUAGCAUUUUCUUGCAAUUUAGCUUUUUUGCGACCUUCAAAUCAAAGUAAUGUUCACCAAUGGUCGGAAAGAUCGAGAAAUUAUUUUGUGGCACAAAUCAAGGAAAACGAAAAGAUAUUUGGAAAAAUUUACUCGGUUGUUGAUAGCGUUAUUAACUUAGAGUUGAUUGUGGUUAAUAAGAAAGGAGAGAGAUUUAAUGUUAAUGAGGGUUUGAUUGAAAAAGGAUAUGCUGUAAAAAGGGAAGAAACCUAUUUAUCGAAGCAUAAUCAUGAAUUAAGGACAGAUAUAGAUACGGUUAACGCAAUGUCGAUAGAGGAGAAAAAGUUUUAUGAAGAGGAACAAUAUGACAAACAUUGUUUGUUAGAAUAUCCUAAUCCACCUAGAGAAGAGGAUUGCAAUUUUAGCGUAAAACUCCAAGGUCCAGAUUCUCCCUUAGAAAUGGAGUUGAUCCAGUUGACGUUGGGUGAAAAAUUAAGGAAGAUAAGUGUAGAAAUGAAUUCCGUCAAUUCUGUCCUUUUAGAUAACGAUCUCAAUCAAUCGAGACGUCUUUUGGUCGCUCAGAGCAUCACUCAAUCCGUAAAAAAUGUUCUAACGUUAAGAAAUACCACUUUUCUGCCAAAUAUUCCUGGACUUGCGGCAUUGCUCGCGCUAAUUUUUGCACCGCGUAUGGAAUUAAGAUGCAAUUCUCGCAAAACUUAUUAUACGGGAGCUUUAUGCGGUUUGGGCCCGAUAGAUAAUUGCAUUAACCGGGCUAUGUUUCCCGAUCACGAUAUGGAAAUUCCAUUUGACGUAGAUAUCACGAUGGAUGAUGUGAAAGAGAUAAAUAAACUGCGUCACUGGAUGAAUACCGGGAUGCGUUUAGAUAACUCCAGUGACGAGGAUAUUAUAAUGUGUCAAAAUAAAAUCAAACACAUUUUACUGAACGUGAGAGACAAACAAAGACAAUUACGAAAUCCAAAAGACGACGAAAUCGAUCGUCACAGCAAUAAGUGGAAUCGCUAUAACAGACCACAUAUUUUGCCGUCCGUUCAAAAAUCUGUGAUAAAAUACGACGUAUAUCCGUUGCAUAACGCGUUAGAACUACGCGAAACAAAUGAACAGAUGGAGGAGAUGCUUCAGCAUCUCUCACAAUUACAGGAUCUUGCCUACGAGGAUGCACGCAAAAUGGCAAACGUGGCUGCUUUUUGUAAAUUAUGUGGAAAGGAAACGUUUGGCCUAUUGGAGCUACGUUGUCAUCUUCAAUCGGAGCAACAUGUAGAGAAAGAGAAACUUUUGCAGCAUCAACUACAUUAAGAGAUUAAAAAUAAUCCCGAACCAACUUGCAGAUUUUAUUGUAAUUCUGCAAGUUGGUUCUGGAUUUUUUUAAAUCUCCGAUCCUCUAUUUCAAUGGUAUAAACAUGAGAAAGCAUUUUUAUGCAUCAUUUUUUUGUUCACCUUAUGUAUUACGUAAUUAUAUAGCGAACGUAUAGUGAGAACAGAAUUCUCUGACUUAUUAUUAGAGAGAAAUGCAGUUCUAGAAUAAAAGAAGAUAAAAUAGAGACAUUCUAUUGAUUCAUGUAACAAUAGGAGCAAUUUACUUAAGUUUAUGUGAUAGUGUGGAUAUACAAAAAAGUUAUUUUUUACGUAUAUUUAAUUAUAUGUUAUCUCUACAAUAGAUAACAUAUAAUUUUAUUAUUUCUUAUGUUAAUUAAAAUAAUACGUCAUUCUCUUAAGAAGGAGUUUGCUAAAAAAAGAGAAUUUUUGUUGUCAUCCAUUAUUUACAUUGCCUAUACGUGAUCUCCAUAUUUCAAUUUCUUUGACCAAUUAAUUACUUUUACAAUUAAUUAAUUUAAUUAUAAUAUUACUUAAUUUUGUUCCUUUUUAUUUUUAUUUUUCGAAGAUUUUACACAACUAUAUUGUUGACAGGCAAAAGCCACAUAUGUACGAGUAUGUAUCACUAUAAAUAAUGUGCAUUUUGUAAUUUUUUAAGAAUAUAA
Molecule: messenger RNA, 5354 nt
Organism: Temnothorax curvispinosus
Lineage: Eukaryota; Metazoa; Arthropoda; Insecta; Hymenoptera; Formicidae
Product: probable ATP-dependent RNA helicase spindle-E
Exons: 13
Coding region: 469-4671 (1400 amino acids)
Cellular component (GO): intracellular anatomical structure
Molecular function (GO): RNA binding; ATP binding
Source: RefSeq, a predicted model, not a curated record